GAGGGGAGAAACUCUAUAAACUCACCUCUCUUUCCCCGGUCUCCCCAUCUCACAACCAAACUCUGGGGAGGGAAGAGGACAGCUAACUGGUGGCCAUGACACAGCCAGUACUUCUACUCCUGCUACUGGCAGCCAUGUCCUCACCAGUGUUUGGGACUGAGGUAUCAGUACUAGAGGGAACCUCUGUUACCCUUGUCUGCACAUACCUAGGGGAUAAAAAGCUUGAGACAUGCUGGGACAGAACUUGUGGAACUUUUCAGUGUACUGAUACCAUAAUGGAAGAUCAAUCCAAAUAUAACAUUAAUGCUCAAGUUGGAACAGUGAAUCUCACCAUUUUAAAGCUACAGCCGACAGACCGUGGGAGCUACUGCUGCAGAGUCUAUGUCCCUGGAUCUGGAUGGUUCAAUGAUCUUAAACAAUUCUCCAGCCUGAGGGUAGUCAAAGGUUGUGUGAGGGACCUACUGGACAAAGUCCAUUUUCUGGGGAACAAUAUUGCGAAUCAGCCAUUUACAACCGAAAAUGCAAGUCAGUGCAGGCAGGAAUGCACCAGAAAUGACACAUGCCAGUACUUCACAUUUGUUGAUGAAAACGCAGGAACAAUAGUCCACAGAAACAAAUGUUUCCUGAAGGCCUCAACUGGUGAUACGCCUGAAAUUACAAUACAGCACCUCCAACAUGGAACCUCAGGCUACUCUCUGAGAAACUGCAGUGGUAAAGUCACCUACUCAGUCAAGAAGUACAGCCUCGUCCCUGAGAAGAAAAACCGGACCGAAGCACAAAAAUACUGCAGACAACACUACACAAACCUUGCCAUCAUACGCACAGAAGAGGAUUGGAAGGCAAUUCAAUCCUCUUUGGGUGAUUUCAGUGGUGAUGUGUGGAUUGGGCUCCAUAGGUCUGGUCCAACUGAAAAGUGGAAGUGGUCUGAUGGAGAGGACUUCAUGUUCUUUAACUGGAAAGAAGGUUUUGGUGUCCAUGCUGAGGGUCAUGACUGUGUCUUGUCUAUUUCAUCUCAUUGGCAACCAGUGACUUGUGCAGCUCAAAGACAGUAUAUGUGUCAAAGAAUUCGUCAUGGUAAUGGAACAACAGAGAAGGUGUAUGAGCUGAUGCAGGAGCCAAAGACGCAACAGGAUGCUGUGACAGACUGCAGGAAAAUAAACGGCAGAGAACUGGCGAGCAUCUGUAACCAGAAAGAACAGGAAGCCUUUGAUGAGUUGACUCCAGAAGCCACCUGGAUUGGACUUAAGCACAACAAUAAACUAUGGGAAUGGUCAAACAGAGAACCAUUUCAGGAAAGCGAACCUACCUGGGUAGUUGGAAACUGUCAACAGCUGAACUCAGACAGAAAAUGUACUCCAAAAGAUUGCUCUAAUCAAAGUGCUUUCUUUUGCUAUGGAGAUGAACAUCCACUUAACACCACUGGGGAUUCAACCACUCCUGUUACCCCUGAAACCACCAGCCCUACUUCAACUGGACCUCCCUCUAUCAAGACGUCCACCACAACAACUAACACUUUACUACCUACCACCACUAAUGGACAGUCCACCACCUCACCAACUACCACUACUAUUGGACAGUCCACCACCACACCAACUACCACUACUAUUGGACAGUCCACCACCACACCAACUACCACUACUAUUGGACAGUCCACCACCUCAACAUCCAGUGGACAACUGACCUCAUUAGGUCCCACCUCCCCAGACAGGAAGUCCACAUCCUCCCCCAGUAGUACAACUUCUCCACUCCAUCCUGAUUACCUGACCUACUUCAACGAGUCCAAGAGCUGGAUCAAUGCCCUGGAGUUCUGUAAAAGUCGUCGCUCCAACCUGGUGCACAUCACCAACCAGACUGUGCAGACUGACUUGACCCAGCUCCUGGCCAAUGUGGAGCUGCCAUGUGGGGGGGUGUGGAUUGGUCUGGAGCGGUCCAUCUUUGAGUGGAGCGCCCCCUGGCUGUGGACCAGUGGUGAUGUUGAUAAGGUGGUGAAGUACAGAGAGUGGCACAGCUGCUUCCCCCUCAACCCCAUGAAUUACCACUGUGGUAAGAUGGUCCGGGUUGGUAACAGAGAACUGAAGUGGCUGGAUGCUUCCUGUCAUCAGGAAUUACCCUUCAUCUGUCAAGAUCUCCACUAGAGGGAACUCCAUGUCAUUAUGGACAGUCUGCAGACAGACCACACUGAUCUGCAAGAGAGACUACCACACUCAUGGUCUGGAAGGAACCUGCAUUUCAAUUCAUUAUAUUAUUACACUACGAUUAUUAAUAUUACUACUACAUUAACUUAUUAUUAUAAUCUCUAUUACAUGAUAUUGCAUAAUGAUCCUCUACUUACAUAUACAAACUUAUAAGCAUUGUUAUUUGACCUGUAAUGUACUGUAAUACUUUAACUGUUUAAAAACAGAGAUAAGAAAGGUAAAGUAAAAGAUAUUAACUGAAAAUAUAGUAUAACUCCUGUGUGAUCUGUACGGUUUGAGAACGUGAUUUAGUUAGAAUGUAAUUGUUAUUUUUGUACUUUCUGCAUAAACAUCCAUUUAGAGUUUGA
Oncorhynchus mykiss (rainbow trout) is the source of this 2542-nucleotide messenger RNA. RefSeq lists its product as uncharacterized. Gene Ontology annotation, molecular function: protein binding. Gene Ontology annotation, cellular component: extracellular region. Gene Ontology annotation, biological process: proteolysis. The record is from RefSeq and is a predicted model, not a curated record. Lineage: Eukaryota; Metazoa; Chordata; Actinopteri; Salmoniformes; Salmonidae.